CGCCAUUAGUGAGUUUGAGCUCUGAACACGGCUUUAGGGUUUAUGAACGUUGUGGUAGAGAGGUUAGGGAUAGUGAUUUAUGGGCUAUAUUUGGGUCGGGUUUAAUUUAAUCGGAUCCUAAGUACGAAACGGCACGACGUCGUUUCGGUUCCCGCUUGAACCGCUUGGUUCUCCUUGGCACAUUUUAAAGCGUUUCUAAUUCACAGGGGGAGGGGAACACUUCGAUAUCCAAAAUCUGCAACAAUAGUUAACAAGUCGGCUGGUUCUUCAUCGAUUUCCAUAUUGACAUUAAAGAAAGGAUUUGAGCAAUGGGGAAGAGGAAGUCAUCGGCAAAGCCGCCUCCUAAGAAGCGGAUGGACAAGCUUGACACCGUCUUCAGCUGUCCCUUCUGCAGCCAUGGCACCAGUGUUGAAUGCCGCAUUGACAUGAAGAACUUGAUUGGGGAAGCUUCUUGCAGAAUAUGCCAAGAGAGCUUCAGCACUACUAUCACAGCUUUAUCUGAACCAAUAGAUGUCUACAGUGAAUGGAUCGAUGAAUGUGAGAGAGUUAACAACCUCGAAGAUGAUGGUGACGGUGCUUAGGAGAAAGCCAGGUUGACGGGAGCUUCACUAUUUCGGGCGAAAUCAGUUUGUAUUGAAUAAUUUACUAAUCCAUUUUGAAACCAUGCUUGUCAUGCUCUUUAAAAUCUUUAGAGAUUCCAAUCCCUACGUAAUGCAAAAUAUCACUAUGUAACUUCUAUGUGAUGGUGAUGCAUGCAGCCCGCUUAUGAGAAUUGUAGCCCUCCCCUCUCUAAUGCAAAUGUUUCACUUAUUAUUUGUCACG
Prunus mume (Japanese apricot) is the source of this 822-nucleotide messenger RNA. Its product is annotated as transcription elongation factor 1 homolog. Gene Ontology annotation, cellular component: transcription elongation factor complex. Gene Ontology annotation, biological process: transcription elongation by RNA polymerase II. NCBI's taxonomy places the organism in Eukaryota, Viridiplantae, Streptophyta, Magnoliopsida, Rosales, Rosaceae. Gene Ontology annotation, molecular function: RNA polymerase II complex binding. The record is from RefSeq and is a predicted model, not a curated record.